UCUACGCUGCGGCUGCGCAGUCCGUACCAUCUUCUAGGCUCCUGGGCCCUGUUGCGUUCUCUCUGGUGCAGGUUUACUCCAGUUCCAGCAUGUGGAGCCGACAGCGGGGCCGCCUCAAGCCGUUAUGCUGCGGGGUGGAGGAGCUACGGUGCCGCCGGCGGGAGCGGGAGGCAGCACUGCGGAAGGCACGGAGAGAGCAGCAGCUGGUCAGCAAGAGGCUGCUGAGAGACGAAGCCUUGGAGGAAGCCGAGGAGGGAUGUGUGGCCAUGAUCUUCGGGGAAGCCGAGAUCCAGCAGUUCCUGCAGUUAGCCCAGCGGGGGACAGAGGAAAAGGAGAGAGAGGGGGCUCUGGUCAGCCUUCGGCGAGGCUUGCAGCGCCCUGAGACGCAACAGACCUUCAUCAGGCUGGAGGGCAGCAUUCGGACCCUAGUCGGGCUCCUGACCAGCAACCAGGCCCUGCUGCAGCUUGAGGCGGCUCGGUGCCUUCAUGAGCUCUCUCACUCUGAGCAGUCUGCAGUAGUUGAGGCCUGCCUGCCAGCCACUUCCUACCUUCUCACCUACCUCUCCGGUCACAGCUCAGACUUUAUAGAGCUCUGUCUGUAUACACUGGGUAACCUGAUUGUGGAGAGUGAGGCUGUGAGAAGGCAGCUCCUGCCACAGGGCAUUGUUCCGGCCUUGGCUGCCUGCAUCCAGUCUCCCCAUCUGACUGUGCUGGAAGCUCUUGGAUAUGCCUUGUCCCAGCUUCUGCAGGCUAAGGAAGCUCCAGAGAAGAUCAUCCCCUCUGUCCUGGGCUCCACUCUCCCACAACAUAUGCUGCAACUGUUGCAACCUGGCCCAAAGCUGAACCUCGGAGUGGCUGUGGAGUUUGCCUGGUGCCUUCACUACAUCAUCUGCAGCCAGGUCAACAAUGCCCUGCUCAUCACCCAGGGUGCUCUGUCCACCCUGGGGCUGCUGCUGUUGGACUUGGCUGGGGCUGUCCAGAGAACUGAGGAUGCAGGACUGGAGCUGCUGGCAUGCCCUGUGCUUCGGUGUCUAAGCAACUUGCUAACAGAGGCAGCAGCAGAGGCUGUGGGAGGGCAACUGCAGCUCCGAGAUGAGCGUGUUGUGGCAGCCUUAUUUAUCCUCCUGCAGUUCCUCCUCCAGAAACAGCCCAGCCUGCUUCCUGAGGGCCUCUGGCUCCUUAACAACCUCACUGCAAACAGUCCUAGUUUCUGCACCUCCUUGCUCUCCCUGGAUCUGAUUGAGCCCCUCUUGCACCUGUUGUCUGUAUCUAAUGUGGUGAGCGUGUUGAGAAAGGUCCUGCUUACUGUCAGCGUCUAUGGCCAGGGCCCCUGCUCUCCUCCUUGCUGGACACGUUGGCCUUCUCUGACACUGAAGUAGUAGGCCAGAGUUUGGAGCUGCUGCAACUGCUGUUCCUCUAUCAGCCAGGGGUGGGUUUCUGGCCUUAGUCCCCAAUCCUUCUGUUCUGAAGCCUCUGGUCUCACCAUGGCCCCUUUCCUUCCAGUAACUUUAGUCAUUGCUCUGGGCCUGGCUAGCCUAUGUGGGCUCCAGGUCUGAACUUCCAUACUCUUGUUGGGAAUGCAUUCUUCCAAGAGGUGGGCUAACCCAUAAGGCUGUGGUAAUUGCGUGUUAGCACUGAGGGACCCAGUGUUGAAUCCUUUUCUUCCCUGCUCUCAGGCUGCCCAGGCCUUCUUGCAGCAGUCAGGGCUGCAGGCCCUACAAAGGCAUGAGGAGGUAGCACAGCUCCAGGAUCGUGUGCAUGCUCUCCAGCAGACAGCUCUUCAUGGGUGACUUGACUUCUCAAAGUCAUGUACUCCACUCCCCAUCUCCCCCACUCCCCAGCUUCCUGGCCCACAGAGCCCCUUUGGGAGGUUUAGAACCAUAAUGACAUCAUGCUCUCUGCUCCCACACCUAAGCCUAAGUCAAGAUCUCUGGAUCCCAGCUCCUCCUGUUUUACCCAGCAAUGUCCAGGCGGGAGGACCAGAGGGAACCCAGUGUGGCCUACUUAAGCUGGGUCCAUAGAAUCUCCUUUUUUCUUGUUCUUUCUUUCUUUUUUUUUUUUUCUUCAGCAGCUGGUGGCUUUUCAUGGGAUGGAAUAAAAUAAGUUUUAUUUUUAUAUUCA
Orcinus orca (killer whale) is the source of this 2121-nucleotide messenger RNA. RefSeq names its product transmembrane and coiled-coil domains 6 (gene TMCO6). The record is from RefSeq and is a predicted model, not a curated record. The coding region runs from base 90 to 1379 and encodes 429 amino acids. NCBI's taxonomy places the organism in Eukaryota, Metazoa, Chordata, Mammalia, Artiodactyla, Delphinidae. Gene Ontology annotation, molecular function: protein binding. The transcript is spliced from 11 exons.